Molecule: messenger RNA, 3819 nt
Organism: Rotaria sp. Silwood2
Lineage: Eukaryota; Metazoa; Rotifera; Eurotatoria; Philodinida; Philodinidae
Source: the annotation of a GenBank genome assembly
AUGGAGUUUCAACGGAAAACUGUCGAUGCAAUAAUUUUACCUAAUCCAUUCAAUCGAUAUACAUAUAAGUAUAUUGCUUUAACUAAUUCACAAAAAUCAGUACGUGAACUUAAAUUAGCACUUGCUCGUCUUAUGAAUUUUAUACAAACAUCUAAAAUUCAAAUUCCAACAUCUCUUCAUAUUCGACCGGUUCUUAAAGCGCAUGAUAUAAAUGAUGAUUUCUUAGAAGCCGAAGGUGAAUGGAUUCGUAAACCAGUGAAAAAAGUAUCUAAACCGGUUAUUCAUCAAACUGACAAUGACGAUGAUGAUGAUGACGAUGAUAAUAACGGUGAUUUUAUUGACAUUAGACAUACUGUUGAACCUCAACCUCAACCUGCAGAUCAAUCUCAACCUGUAAAUAUAACUAAUUCAUCAGUAGAUAUUAUUGAAGAACCUUCAAAAUCUUCGUCACGUCAACAAAAGAAAAGAAAAGAACUACCAAAAACAAAAUCUACAAAAAAAUCUUCAAAACAAAAUCGUCGACAAAACGAUGUAUCCAUAACAGAAAAUCCAUCAAUAAAAUUAGAUGAUCUUGCUAAUGAACUUGAAAUUGCUUUAUCACAAUCUUAUCAACAACAACCACAACAACAAAAUACUCAUCAAUUAGUUUCUUGUCUUAGUGAUGAUGAUGAUGAAGAAGAUAAAAUACAAAAGUCAGAUAAUCAAUCAUUAUCAAUGCCUAUGUUUAGUCCUAUUAGUUUACAACCAUCAAUAAUAAGUUCUACAAUAUCAAUAAUAGAUAAACCAACGAAAUCGAUUUCAAAUGCUUUAUGUUUCUUUAGUGAUGAUGAAAAUGUACAAGAAACAUUAUCACCUAUUAUUGAACAACAGUCAAUAUCUACUUCAUUACACGUUGAUAGUAUUACUCCAAUGGAUAUUGAAACAUUCGAGAAACCAACAAAAUAUAUGUCAUUUCUUAGUGAAGAUGAUGAUGAUGAUCAUAAUAAUAAAUCACAUACAUUCAUAUCAACUUCGUUUACUAAACAAAAAUCUAUUAAUCAAGAAUAUAUUUCUUCGUUAGAUUCUAAUCAAUCAAUUAUCAAUAGUGAUAAUUAUAAAUUACAAUCGACAGAUAAACAAUUAAUAACUCAUAUUUCUGCAACUGAUGUAUUACAACAAUCUUUAUCAUCUAUUGAAGAUUUAUCAUCAAACAAACAAAUAGAAACAAUCUCUGAAAAUUUUCAAGAUUCGUUAUUAAAUGAUAAACAACAAACAACAUCAUCCAAUAUUGUAAAUACUCUUGAUUCAAAUCGUAUUCAAAUUGUUUUGCGUUUAUUAAAUGUUUUAACACAAAUACCAGUACCAUUGAAACCAUUACGAUUGGUUCGCCGUCGUAUUCGACAAAAAAAGAAGGCCGAAGAACAAAUUUCUAUAUUGGCGGAUAAUAAAUCUUAUGAUAGAAAAGAAGAUACAACAAUUAUUCAAUUACCAGAACAUUCAAAUUUUGAACAAAUGGUACAACAACCAAAACCCAUUGCAAAAAUUAAUACAAUAAUCGAUGACAUACCGGAUAGUCAAGUUUUUAUACCUGUGGAAGACGAACCAAAAGAUUCUAAAGAAAAUACUAUAUCAAUCAACGAAAUAUCAAAUGAUCAAGUUUCUAUAUCAAUGGAAGAACAUUCGAAAUCCAUUAUAGACAAUAGUACAACAUCUAGUCACAUAUCGGAAAGUCAAAUUUCCAUCUCUAUGGAAGAAGAAUCAAAAAAUUCUAAAGAAAAUGAUAUAAUAACUAAUACAAUGCGAAGUGAUCAAGGUUCUAUAUCAAUGGAAGCACAACCAAUAACUUCGGAAGAAAAUGAUACCGUGAAUAGUGAAUUACCAAAAGACCAAAUUCCUAUAUCAACAGAAGAACAUCCGAAAUCCAUCAUAGAAGAUACUAUCACGUCUAUUCACAUACAGAAAACCCAUAUUGUCAUACCAAGAGAACAACAAUUAGAAACUUCUGAAGAAAAUAAUGAAGUUAAAAAUGAGAUAUCACAAGAUCAAAUUUCUGUAUCAACGGAAGAACAUUCAAAAUCUAUUACAGAAAAUAAUACAACAUAUAUUCACAUACUGGAAAGUGAAAUCGUUAUACCAACAGAACAACAAUUAGAAACUUCUCAAGAAAAUAAUAUAGUAAACAAUGAAAUAUCGAAAGAUCAAGUUUCUAUGUUACCGGAAGAACAUCCAAAAUCCAUGACAGAAGUUACUAUCACAUUUGAUCAUAUACCGGCAAGUCAAGGUUUCAUAUUAAUAGGACAACAACCGAUAAUUUCUGAAGAGAAUGAUAAUUCUCAAGAAUACAAUUCAACAAUUAACGCCACAGAUGAAGUACAACAAAAUCCUGUUGAAGAGAUUAAUAUUAAUGAAGAAUUAAAAAUAGAUGAAAAAUUUUCAAUGAUGCCAAAAUCUCCAGAAUUCGAGCCUAUUGUUGACUCAAUCAAUAUCGGACAAACUUCGCCAUCUAAAAUUGAAUCAGUAAAAUCAAUACCUCUGCCAAUCUUAGAAAUAUCUAAGAAAUCUUUAUUAAAACCUUUUCAAAUUUCAAUUAUUAAUCGUCUUCUUAAUACAUUAAUAAAUCUGCCUGUAAAACCUCUUAGUCUUCCAAUGCCAUAUCCAUUACGAAAGCGAAAACGAAAGACCGUUCUUAAUAAGCCACGUGUUAUUCGUCCUCAACAAAUAUCAAAGCAAAUAUCUCGUUCAUCAAAUCGUAUGCAAACUCGAUCAUUAAAUUCUAUUCGAACAUGUAUUGCACGUUGUAAUCAACCAACACCAGUAAAUCGAAAACGAACAGCUACUGAAUUAAUAUCAUCAUUACCACCAAUACCAAAACGAAUGAAAUCUACAAGAAUAGAACAACAAAAAUACCAUAAUGAAUAUGAACUAAUUAUUAAAUUUCUUAAUUCAUUUUCAAAAGAAAUUAAUGAUGAUUUAAGAAAAUUUCUUCAACAAAAAUUACAUGAAGAUAUUUUAUUAUUUAAUGAUAAUAUAUAUCGAAUUUUUAGUGAUUUAAUGAUUUAUAAAUGUGAUAUUAUACUUCCACUAGUCAAAAAUCUUCAUGCGUAUGAAGAAUCUAUUAAAUUAUUAUUAGUAUAUAUUCAUAGUCAAUCAUCAGUAUUUCAACAAUAUUUUAUUACAAAAUUACAACAAGCAUUUGAAUUUGAAAUCAAACAACAACAGAUAUCCAAUAAUCGAAUUAAAGUUUUGAAUCGAUUAUUCUUUCUCACGUGCUCGAUAUUUUCAACAUCAUCAAUAAUUAUUUAUGCUUGGUUAUUUGAUAUAGGUUAUUAUUUAUCACAUGAUAUUCUUAUUGAUGCAUUAACAUUUAUUUCAAAUGUAUGUUCAUCAUUAAUUUCAACUGAUUCACAAACAAGUUCAUCAAAUAUUUUACUUCAUCAAAUUUUAUUUGAUAUAUUACAAGAUAAUAAAUUUCAUAUAUCAUAUGAAUAUUUAGAAAAUCUUCUCAUUGCUUAUCAUAAAUAUACACAUGAUCAAGAAGAUUUAAUACGUUGUUUUAUAUUAAUAUCUCGAUCUCAAUCAUGGUUAUGGUGUUCAAAUGAAUUAUGUAUGAAAUUUUUAAUUCCUUUAUUAAAUAAAAUUGAUGACCAACAUCAACAACGUAUAAUUAUUUUAACAAUUUUACAAUAUAUCGUAUUUAUAUAUAAAGAUAAUGAAGAUUUUAAACGAGAUAUUGCAUUUCAUAAUCAAAUCAAACAAUCACUUCUUUCAUUAAAGACAGUAGAUAGUCAUGAAUGUACUGUACGCGAUAAACUUUUUUUCAUUCUUCAUACUUGUUAUUAA